This is a messenger RNA of Chelmon rostratus (copperband butterflyfish), 7784 nucleotides long. It is a transcript of the gene mrtfba, whose product is annotated as myocardin related transcription factor Ba. The transcript is spliced from 17 exons. The record is from RefSeq and is a predicted model, not a curated record. Bases 306 to 3557 code for a protein of 1083 amino acids. NCBI's taxonomy places the organism in Eukaryota, Metazoa, Chordata, Actinopteri, Chaetodontiformes, Chaetodontidae. Gene Ontology annotation, biological process: smooth muscle cell differentiation.
CGCGAAAUAAACUUCAAUCUCAUAGCUGGACGAAAGAAGCAAAACACAGGAGAUAGCUCCGCUGACAUUAAUGGAUAUCUCGUUGUGAACCAGAGCUCGGCCAGAUUCGGCUGUCAAGUCUUCACAAUUCGGUUUGACUCCAUGGCUUAGAGCAACUUUUGACAGCAACUAGCUCGGACAUCUCUUUCCUCUUUCCCUUGCUGUCCUCUGCUACUACAGGUAGCAGUGAGACGUAACCAAAGGGACGGUAGCACAUACCCCCCGUCGCUUGCCUGGGACCCUCCCCAGUCACCUCCCGAGGCAGGAUGGAGCCCCAGGCCUCUCAGGGGCAGCUAGGAGCAGAGGGGGACUGUGGGAUGGUGAGUCUGCUGUUGCCCAGUCCCCAGAGCGAGGCGGUGACCCAUGAGAUGGAGGAGCUGUCGCUGCAGCCCACACAGAGUCUGCCUCCGCUCAAUGAACGCAAAAAUGUGCUGCAGUUGAGGCUUCAGCAAAGGCGAACCCGGGAGCAGCUGGUGGAGCAGGGCAUCAUGCCACCUCUGAAGAGCCCGGCAGCUUUCCACGGGCAGAUUCGCAGCUUAGAGAGAGCCAGGACGGAGAAUUUCCUCAAGCACAAGAUCCGCAGUCGUCCAGAGAGAGCAGAGCUGGUCAGGAUGCACAUCCUGCAAGAGACUGGAGCUGAACCUUCACUACAGGCCACCCAGAUGAAACUGAAGAGGGCCCGACUGGCCGACAACCUGAACGAGAAGAUCGCUCAGAGACCCGGCCCCAUGGAGCUGGUGGAGAAAAACAUUUUGCCGGUGGAUUCCACCCUUAAACAGGCCAUCAUUGUGGGCCAAGUGAACUAUCCCAAGGUGCUGGAUGAAGACAGCAGCGACGCCCUUUCCCCAGAGCAGCCGGCCAGCCAGGAGUCUCAGAGCUCUCUCCCCUCUCCAGUGGAGAGCAAAGUGCCGGAGGCGCCCUCUCCAGCCCCAGCACCACCAGCACCACCUAACGCCAUACUGCAGGCCUUCCCAGUUGCUACACAAGCAACAACAGACUUUGUAAAAGUGAUCUCUACCAAUGAGCUGCCUGCCAGCCGCCCCCCUGCUUCUUCCAAACCAGGCCCAACGCUGGUAAAACAAAGCCAGCAGAAGACCCCCUCGGAGAAGAGCCGCAGUAAGAAGGGCAAAGAGCCCAAGCCCAGGGUGAAGAAGCUCAAGUACCACCAGUACGUUCCCCCAGACCAGAAGCUAGAGGCCAGCGAGGCGCCCAUGGACUCCUCUUACGCCCGACUACUGCAGCAGCAGCAGCUAUUCCUGCAGCUGCAGAUCAUCAGCCAGCAACAGCAGCACUACAACUACCAGACCAUACUACCAGCACCGCUGAAACCUGUGGCAGAAGGUCAGAGCAGCAACACCAGCAGCCUCCCGACCUCCAUCAUGGUGUCUUUGCCCACUGCACCUCCACCUCCCGGCCCGGCUCCGGCUCGCCCGAACAACUUGCUCUCGAACCGCAAGCCAGGAGUCUUGCCUGCCAAUCUGGAGGAGAUGAAGGUGGCUGAGCUUAAACUGGAGCUAAAGUUACGUGGCCUCCCUGUGUCAGGAACAAAGACUGACCUUAUAGAAAGACUGAGGCCUUUCCAGGACAAUCCCAGCACCUCUGCUCCUUCCACUGUCCCUGCUCCUGCCACUACCUCCUUCUCCUCCAUUCCCAUGGAGGUCACCAGCACCACUACCGCCCCUGCUAUAGUCCUCCCAGUCCAGCAGGUGGCUCCAGAGAGCAUGAACCCCACACCGCCGGUCUCACCCAUUCCCACUGACCCCUCCGCCCCCCAGCAGGAUUCAGGCAUGUCCGAGGCUCCUUCUGAAACGCAAAUGGGGAGCGCUGGCGGGGCAGGUCUGCAGUCCUCACCUCUCCUGUCGUUCCAAGUCCCAGAGGAAAAGGACAGGAGGCUCCACGAGAAGGAGCGGCAGAUAGAAGAGUUAAUGAGGAAGCUAGAGCAGGAGCAGAGGCUGGUGGAGGCACUGAAGAUGCAGCUGGAGGUGGAGAAGAGGGCCAGCACCACGGACCCUGUCUCUGUAUCUCCCAAAGCCACCUCUGUACCUGCCAUGAACCCUGUUCCUACUGUCCUCAACUCAAAUGUGGUAAAAAUGGAGGGUGCAGUCCUGUCAAACUGCUCAUCCACUGCAGCUACAAUCCCAAACUCGAUCCUGGGCUCCCAGGCUCUCUCCCCCCUGCCAACGGUGGUCAAGUUGGAAGAUGUGACUGUUUCCUCUGGCAAGCCGCUGCAGCUCCAGACCCAAACCCAGCUCAUCACCCAGAUCCAGCCCCAAGCCCAGCCCCAGGUGUCCACCAGCCCGCAGCUACUCUCCCAGUCACGGAGAAGUCCCAAGCUCCAGACCCAGCCCCAACCCGCAGCCCCCAGCCUGCAGCAGUUCUUCAUCAGCCACACAGGCGGAGUGUCCCAGGUGCUGGGUCAGCCUCAGACUCUGCUGACCACGACUGGCCAAGCCGGAACUCAGAUCCUCCUCCCAGUCUCACUACCCAACAACGCCACUGCAAUCCAGCUGCCGAGCACCACUGUCAGCCUGCAGCCUGUUCUCCAGGCCACAGUCUCAAAUCCAGGCCUGGUCCAGGCCUCAGUUCCUCAGCUGCAAACCACUAAGAUGGAGACGGCCCCCACCCAGCAGUUAGCCAACCACAAUCGAUUGCUACAAACUCUGACUAUGUCCAAUAACACCGCUGGUUUGGAGAACCAGACUAGACCUGAGAUGAAUCCUCAGUGUUUCCUGAGAAGCUCUCCAGAGAGCAGGGUCUCUCCACGGGCUUCACCCAACCACCACAUCUCCAACGGACCCCUCAAUAAGUCUUCUUCUCCUCAGCCUGCCUUCAUCCUUCAGCCCACCUCCCUUGUUACCCAGCCUCCCAAGGCAAGAGAGCCUCCCCGCUACGAGGAGGCCAUCAAACAGAGCCGCAACGUGCACAUCAACAAUGUUUCACAGGUUCCCACAGCAACAAGCCAGCAAAUGGAUGACUUGUUCGACAUUCUCAUCGAGAGUGGAGAAAUCACUCCAUUUAUCCAGCAGGACCCUUCGUUGUCUCUCACUAAGACCCUCCCAGUCACAGCGAACAUCACCACCCUGCCGGUUGCCACCGCUGUCUCCAGGCCGCCUCCACAGAUCCAGGUGGCCCCUCCAUCCACCCUGAGCCCCAUCAUUGGUCAAAGCCUGCCCAGCCUCUCCUCGCUGGCCACAGACAAUCAGCUGGAGGCCUUUCUGGAGGGCACACUGGCCGACACGCCGCCUGCGUCAGACCCCCGCACGCGGGGCCUGAUGGAGGAGCUGCAGGCCCAGCUGAUGGACCAGCAACCCUACUCACCCAUGGACACAUCAGACCUGUCUUUCUGUGAUUCCUCCUCACCCCCCUCCUCGCUGAACAUGGGCCUGUCCGACCCAGGCCUGGACAAUAUGGAGUGGCUGGACCUCACCAUGCCACCAGGCCCCGCUGGGGCACUCACCCCACUGGGGAUCCCUGCGGACUUCCUGGAUUCACAUGACCUCCAGCUGCACUGGGACUGAUGGGGGCAUGGAUGAAAGAAAAAGGUCACGUUAAGGAGAGCAGAGCAGCUGAGUCAGGAGCGAGAGAUGGAUGGAUGGAUGAAGAGAAGAUGAAGGAACCACAACAUUUUAAGUGAGGAAAGUCACUCUUACCUCUACAUCCAUACCAUCUGUAAUAUUCCCACUAUACUACAGGAAGAGACGCUGUACAGGCAGUGCACUGAUUCAAGUUGAACUACAAGCAGGAGUUUGCACAGCUUUAAAGGAGGCUGCACAGCCAGAAUAACGUCAUCACUAAGGUGAUCGUGGUCACUUUUACUAUUAGUGAUUAGGAUUUUAAACAGAGUGGACUUUUUCAGUGUAUGAUCUCAUGAUUUUAAUGAUCGCUUACAGAGACGAGGAGACAGAGCCAAGUGAAUACUGGUAUUACAGACUGUUUGUAAAUACUCUUCAAACCACGCUAAUGACAGAGAGCCUGAACAGUAUCGAUGGUUGAUUGUUUGUACUGGACGAUUGGCUGGUUGGCUUUCAGUGAACUCUGGGUCUGUUUUACUGUGUGCGCACAGUAACUCAAAUCCUUCUGGAGGUGGUCUGAUGGGAAGACCUUUGUUCCACUGAAGCAUACUGUGCCAUACUAUGUUAUAAAGGCUGGCCAUUACAACACAGGGACUGUCAGUUCACAGACUACACAUGUAAUCUAGCUGUAAUUAAAACAUUAAUUCUCGAUAAGAAUGCAUUUGAGGCUUGGCCUGGCCAGUACAGCCUCAGAUCCUGAGCAGUUCACCUGGGAAAACUUAGACUAAACCAGUCUAAGCACUUUUAGGAGUUGUCAUAUCUGUUUCUUCCCUUUACAACUGGAAGCCAGAUGUGCUCCAUCAGUCACCGAGCCAGGUUUUAAAGGGAUCCCCAGCUGAGAGGAGGCCGAGCCUCCGUUCACACUGGUCCAGCCUGCCACAUACUGUAGAUGACACGUCUGCUGACUAGUCUGAUUCGUUGUGUCACACAUGACUGUUCUCCUCUGACCUGGCACAGCCCCUCCGAUCAAGCUGAUGAACCAACAACUAAAGAACAAAGACUCGACUUCAGUCGGACGACGAGAGGAGCAAGCUCCUCCAUCUAUGUGAGAGCUAUGCACUAAAGAGGCGGAGCGGUCCGACGGCACGCCUCAUUCACCUCAGAACAAGGAAAUGUGAACUUUGCGCUUCUAAGGUGAUUGUUAAUACGAAGUGAUCAAUACGGCUGUGGUCAGCAGAAGUAUCGCUCCAGAGAUACUGUGCAGCUGCUGUCCAAGUAUCUUAUUUUGAAUGUAGUUUUGAAAAGGUUGAAAAAUGGGACUUAACUCACUCAAAGUCGGCAGCUUUUUUCCUUCUGAUAGCAAACUGACAUAAAACAGCGGAAAAGGGAACAAAUAUCAGUUUAUGACACCCGCACACACAUAAUAGGUGUGAACGGUGCAAGUUAUAUCAAAGAAUAAAGUUGUCUUUGAGAAGAUGAGCUUUAUAUCUAGCUGUCCUACAGUAUCCCUGCACUUUGUGUGUGUGUGUGUGUGUGUGUGUGUGUCAAGGUGGGAAAUGACUGCAUUACUAGCUAAGAAAUGUGCUAGUCAACAAUUGCCUGUAGCUGAUAAGUUAGUCCGCUUUAACAGCCCUUGUAUGUCUGGAGUGACCAACCAUCACAUACCUGGUUGGUGAAAUAGUCUGACUUGUGAUGCAUCAGCUGUUGCCUGCGGACAAAGUUGGUUUCCUGGCCGACCGGGUGUGCGAGAGAAGCGAGAAAGCGUGUUGAUUUCUCUCUGUGUGUGUGUGUGUGUGUGUGUGUGUGUGUGUGUGUGUGUGUUACCUGUCUUUUGCAUGUACACCCCUGUCUCUGUGUGCAUGAUUGUACUCGUGUUUAGUCUCGGCCUGUUUCGAGCUCUUUCUCAGCCGUCGCCCACGCCCAUCUACAAAUCAAAUCAUUUGCUAUCCAGUAGACGUAUUCCAAACUUUACUCUUUAAAAGGCUUCUGAUGACUGUUUACCUUUUUUAUCUGUGUUUUACAGUUGGUGUCCUACGGUCAAAAACGCACAGACACCUUUUUGAGGUGUGACACACAGUGGGGUGUGGGUCAAGAGGGCUUAUCUACUUUUAAAGCCGUCAUAAAUUCUAGAUGUUUAUUUUUUAAGGAUUGCAUCCCACUCAGUGUUCCCUUUCCAACCUAAAUAUUGAGUUGCUGAUUUAGUAUAUCGGUUUAAAUAUUUCUUGGGAUUGAUACUGUAUGGCACUUUGAAAUAAGAAUGCUUUUUUUAAUUGUCAUUUUUAAAAAUUCCUGUCCAGUGAAAUGACUUCUGCAGAUCAUUUUAAUCACUUUAUUCUGUCAUUACGUCCAUGGGCACUAGAGGGCGUCGCCGCUCCUCUGUUGUGGCUUCUCGGCACAUUUUCAGUGGCAACUGUUGGAACAUCAGGGUCAUUUCUAGCAGGAAAGAAAAUUUAAAUGGGGCUGGUUUUUGCAUUUUCAAUAAAUGGGUUUUCUUCCUGUAUAAUACUGAUUUGCUGUUCACAUCAUACUGCGGUGAGCUGAGCAAACUGAUCGAGAGCCCUUCAUGCCAACGCUGUCUUGUCAAAAAAGUGUGAUGCUUUGACUGCUGCACUUAUGCGUUGUCAUCAUAUCAUGCCAAGACAUGGAUGUGCCCAAAUCCAAAAUGUUUGACCACCUGAAAGUGUUGCUCAAUACUGCACAGACCUGCCCCUGGGCUUUUUUUGUUUUUUAAUUAUUUUUUCUACAAUCAAACGCUAGUAAACCACCUGUUGAAGCCGGUAUACCUGCUUGCAAGUUUAGUUGUGUUUCUGUUUUUUUUCUCCACAUUGCUGCAAGUGUUAAACCCUAGACAGGAUGAACAGAAGGAAUCACUAGUUGAUUCAUGCGUAUCCUAGAAGAGAUGACGAGUUUAUAGUGUUUUUUCUUCUGUCUGUUAGCUGUACGACUAUCAAAUUUGAGAUUUUUCUUUCUUUUUUUUUUUUUUGGCCAAAAAGGCAGUGGAACAUAUUGUCACAUUUUGUUACUGUUGUCACGUUUUUGUAUUUAUCGCUUUUUUUAGGGUGAAAAGUGAAAGAAAAAAACAUUUAAUCUUGUUUUCAUGUUUCUGUAAAAUCUGUAAAAGAAGAUUUUGUGUGUAUAUUUUUGGUUUGCAGAGUUGUCUUCAUUUUAUUUUUCAUAUCAGACGUACACAAACCUCUUGGCUGCAGUAAAGCUACACAUGUAUGUGAUUUACACUCAAUAUGACACCACUUAACCAUUCGGCAAUUGUGGUCGCUGACUGGCCAGACAGGGACAGCUAAAAGCAAUAAUGGCUGCGUUCCCUUGAUAUACUGUAUGUCCGAUCCUGCCUUGAUUUAUUAAUGUAAGAACUUUUACUACAGAGUAAUACCGUUUAAAAGUUCAAAAGCACUUCUAUCUGAGUGGUUAAGUGGGGCUUUGUUUAAAAAAAAAAACGUUUGUGGAAGCACCGUCAGUCUGAAGAACCCGUAAAGGUUCCUGUCGGCUUCUUUACUCUCACAUUUGGAGUUGGCAGGUGUAGGCUCAGGCUCCCCAUGUUGACUUCAGCCUUCCCGCUUGUCCUCAGUUCACCUGCGCCAUUUAUCAUCAUGUUAGCGUUGUACAUUUUUCGGUGGAGGAGCUAAACUUUGGAACAGAGCUCUGUACAAGAUGCAUGUAUUUUGGGGACAUUAGCGGCAGCACAGAUGAGGGACAGAGUUUCUCCAUCUUCAUCAGUUGAUUUACAUCCUUCAUUGUAGCCGAGUCUCCUAUCUAUCUCCACCACCCACGCCAUGCCUCUUGUUGUUUGUAUGCCAUAUGUUUUGCACAUUGUGUACAUAUUUAUAUAGAUGUAAUGCAUAUUUUUAUACAUGUGUAACAUCCAUUGGUUCUCUAUUUUGUAAAUACUCAAAAAGAUGUAUAUAAGUGCUGUAUGCCUUUAUGUGUCAAUAAAAUUUGGUGUACUGUGAACGCUUUUGCAGAUAUUAAUUACAGAAUAAGCAGAACACGGACAGAAGUGAUGUUGCAUUUCAAAUGCCAGUUCAAGUACAGAAACAGAAGAAUGAAGGAAGCUACUACAUUUAAAUGAUGUUGUGGUUGGAAGUUUACAGUUAACAGUUCUUUGUCACACCUGUCAGGUUAUAACACCAUGUUUGCAUGUGCUCAGCGAUGCAUUUCCAUUUUCCCGUCAGAUAAUGGAUGUUCACAAAUAUAUUCCCCUUAUACCAAGGAAACUGG